AUGGACAAAGAUUGCGACAUAGUAUAUAAGAACAUCUCUGACAUAUAUAAAUCCGAAGAAUUUAAGACAUACGACAACUUUGUUUCAUUAGUUGCAGAAUGUGUAUGGCAGAUAAGAGAUAAAGAUAGAAGAGGUAAGGUAUGGAAUGAACAGAUAAAACCAACUGCUUUUGAGUUAAAGAAAACCAUUGACGCCUUAGUUGUUCUAGCAGGUCAAAUUUCAAUGUAUAACGCAAAAAUGAAUCCACAAUGUUCUAAAUGUAAAGCAGCAAUGAGGAAAUAUAACUACUCCGUCAAAGAGAUAGAACGUAUGAGAAACGACUAUGCUGACUUAAAGAAAGAAGUAGAGAAACCAGCAGAAGAUAAAAUGGACAUGUUAGCAUUUCUGAACAAAAACUAUCCAACUGCUGACGAUUUCCUAUUAUCUGACGUCAAGAAGAAGUAUAAAGAAACCUUCGGCAUUGUUAAAACAUUCGAUGUACUAAAAGAAGAAAUAGAAGCUACAAACUGUUUAGAAUCUCACGAAUUCAUAACGUAUAUCAUGUAA
Trichomonas vaginalis G3 is the source of this 546-nucleotide messenger RNA. RefSeq names its product organellar and viral DNA polymerase type B. The transcript has a single exon. The record is from RefSeq and is a predicted model, not a curated record. The coding region runs from base 1 to 546 and encodes 181 amino acids. NCBI's taxonomy places the organism in Eukaryota, Parabasalia, Trichomonadida, Trichomonadidae.